Molecule: messenger RNA, 816 nt
Organism: Actinia tenebrosa (Australian red waratah sea anemone)
Lineage: Eukaryota; Metazoa; Cnidaria; Anthozoa; Actiniaria; Actiniidae
Source: RefSeq, a predicted model, not a curated record
ACCUGAGAAGAUUAGCAGCUCUACUUUUCAAACUCUACGACAAAAGAUGGUUCAGAACACUGGGAUCUUGAUUCUUUGCUUUCUUGCUGGCCACGUCUUGAGGGUCAGCGCAUCGUACAACGAGUGUGAGGCUAAAGAAUUUGGGAAGUGCAAUCAAGUUUUCACGGAUGUGUUUCAAAAAGCUGAUAAAAACCAAAACGUGGUUGAUAUCUACUGUAAAGCCUUAAAGGUCAGGGUAGAGUGCAUGGCAUCGAAUACUGAGUGUGUUGGUGAAGCCAUUGACCUAAUGAGAUUUGCUUUCCUUCAACAUGUGACAUUAGACACGACUUUGGGAACCUGCACCAACUUUGAUCUGGAACCUUUGAGAAAACUUGUCCACGCCAACGAAAAGUAUCACACGAUGAUUGCUGGUUUAAAAGACCUUGAAAAAGACCACUUUCAACCAUGCGCUGCCAAAAAGAAUGUGUACUGUGCGUCCCGAUUCGCAGAGGAGCUCAAGAGUGGCGCGAAACUUUGCCACGCUCUUCCAAACUUCUUCAAAUGUUACGAAUCCAAAACCUUGGUUUGCGAUGACAAAAUCUACAAGGAUUUUGUUGUAGACGUUAUAAGGACUGAUUCAGAAUUGAAGGAGUUUGUUAAAAAAUUUCCAAACGCUAUGCCAGGGUGUAGUUAGUCAGGCUAGUCGUCACGCAGUCUGUGACGUGUUUUAUUUUGGCGUGACUGAUAAUGUAUGAAUGAGUAAAGUACAAAGUAUAAGCAAACAGUUAUAAAAGCCAAUCAAAAAAUCAAACGCUUAAAGAUUCUUAAAAUCCAUUA